AUGUGUCACACCAGCUGUUCUUCAGGCUGCCAGCCAUCCUGCUAUGUGUCCAACCCUUGCCAGGCAUCCUGCUGUGUGUCCAGCCCCUGCCAGCCAUCCUGCUGUGUGGCUUGCUGUGUGCCUAUUAGCUGCAGGCCCACUGUGUGCGCGGCUCCCUCCUGCCAGUCUUCUGUGUGUAUGCCAGUGAGCUGCCGGCCAGUCUGUGUGACCUCCUGCCAGUCAUCUGGAUGCUGUCAACCGUCCUGCCCAACUGUGGUCUGCAGACCUGUGACCUGCAACCCCUCCUGCUGUUGA
Molecule: messenger RNA, 294 nt
Organism: Mastomys coucha (southern multimammate mouse)
Lineage: Eukaryota; Metazoa; Chordata; Mammalia; Rodentia; Muridae
Product: keratin-associated protein 12-1-like
Exons: 2
Coding region: 1-294 (97 amino acids)
Cellular component (GO): keratin filament
Source: RefSeq, a predicted model, not a curated record